Meleagris gallopavo (turkey) is the source of this 1653-nucleotide messenger RNA. Its product is annotated as alpha-1,6-mannosyl-glycoprotein 4-beta-N-acetylglucosaminyltransferase. Gene Ontology annotation, biological process: protein N-linked glycosylation. The record is from RefSeq and is a predicted model, not a curated record. NCBI's taxonomy places the organism in Eukaryota, Metazoa, Chordata, Aves, Galliformes, Phasianidae. Gene Ontology annotation, molecular function: acetylglucosaminyltransferase activity.
CUUCCUGUGCCGGGACGGGGCUGCUGAGAGAAGGGCUGAGCCGCGUCCUGCAGCUCGUGGCUGAGCGGCCCUGGGCCCCGCUCGGCUGGGAGCAUCCCUGAGCUGAGAAGCAGAGCUUGAAUGAAGGGCUCUCAGCAGGCCUGCCCAUUGCUAUGCGGGUCUCCCUGAAGCGAUCCCUCACGGCUGUGUUUGCAGCCUCCUUCCUCCUCCUCCUCCUCCUCCUCCUCCUCCUGCACAGGGGCAGCUGGCAGCAGCAGGAUUUCCAGCAGGUGGAGUUUAGGGAUCCACCUUCAGACACAGUCCUGAAGAUACUGAAGCAAAGAGCCCUGCACAUCCACCAGGACACGGACAACCUCUCUGCUCUCAACAACAUCUCCUACUACGUCCUUGCUGGUUCCCCAUCACCCCACAAAAAGUUCUUGGCUGUGGGACUGUCAUCAGUGCGACGCCCACGUGGCUAUUACCUCCCAGACACGCUGCAGUCCCUCUUCAAGCAGUCAUCAGAAGAGGAGCUGCAGGAGAUGGUGGUGGUGGUGCACCUGGCCGAUGCAAACCCCAGCUGGAACGCCCAGGUGGCCGCUGACAUCAGCCAAAGGUUCGCUCACCACAUCCUCCUGGGCCGGCUCGUGCUUAUCCACGCUCCCCAUGAGUUUUACCCGACCCUGGAAGGCCUCAAGAGAAACUACAACGACCCAGAGGCACGGGUGAAGUUCAGGUCCAAGCAGAACGUGGAUUACGCCUACCUCGUCACCUUUGCUGCCAACCUCUCCUCCUACUACUUGAUGAUUGAGGAUGACGUGUUGUCUGCCAAGUCCUUCUUCACCGCCAUCCGCAAAGCCGUGGCCUCCCAGGAAGGCUCCAACUGGGCCACCCUUGAGUUCUCCAAGCUGGGCUAUAUCGGGAAGCUCUACCGCUCCAGUGACCUUCCUCGCUUGGCUCGCUUCCUCCUCCUUUUCUACCAGGAGAUGCCCUGUGACUGGCUGCUGGACCACUUCCGCCUCCUGCUUACCCAGAAGGACGUGAUCCGCUUCAAGCCCUCCCUCUUCCAGCACAUGGGCCUCUACUCCUCCUUCCAAGGUAACAUCAACCGACUGGAGGAUGACGAGUUCAAGGCCGAUGCCAUGGACCUUCCAGACAACCCACCAGCGGCCGUGUUCACCAGCAUGCUUGUCUUUGAGAACUAUGAGCCCUCCAAGGCUUACAGCACAGCAAAGGGAUAUUUCUGGGGGAAAAACCCAGCAGCUGGCAGCAUCUUCUGCAUUGUCUUCCACCAACCAGCCCGUGUUACCCGUGUCCGGGUGCAGACGGGCUCCAAUGAGCGCCAUGGGGACUUCCUGCAUGCGGGGGUUCUGGAGCUGGGCCAGAGACGGCGGGCUGAUGGCCGGGACUGCUCUGUGUACACCACUGUGGGCACCUUUGAGAAAGGGAACUUAGAGCGGCGGGGGCUGGAGAAGGGAGCACCCAACCCUGUGGAGUGUGUGAGGAUCCGGGUCACCCAGAGCCAGAGUGAGUGGCUCAUCAUCCAGAGCAUCGAUAUCUGGACUGCAGGCACCUGAGCAGGGCUGUGAUGGGUCACCACAGUGGUUGGAUUUUGCUCUAAGAAGAGGUUUAUUUUUCUCAGUCCCUUUUUUGAUGGAGAAUUAAAUUAUUCAG